Molecule: messenger RNA, 2056 nt
Organism: Gallus gallus (chicken)
Lineage: Eukaryota; Metazoa; Chordata; Aves; Galliformes; Phasianidae
Gene: ENO1
Product: enolase 1, (alpha)
Exons: 12
Coding region: 329-1666 (445 amino acids)
Biological process (GO): glycolytic process
Cellular component (GO): phosphopyruvate hydratase complex
Molecular function (GO): phosphopyruvate hydratase activity; magnesium ion binding
Source: RefSeq, a predicted model, not a curated record
GGGGCAGGGCUGCGGCACGGCCCGGCAGGAAGCACUGCAGGCGGUCACGCAGCACCACGGCUGCGGCGGUGCAGUUCCAGGCCUCCAUCUUGAUGAGCACUGAGGGAGGAAGGAGUUCGUGGGCCUUUGAGUCAUUCUGUGCCGCACGGUAUUAAAUUGCCUUACACCGUGCUGCAUUGGUGAGCAGGAACCACGUGGGACACAGGAGUAAGAGCAGAAGGUGCCCUGUUGGGUCCAGGCGUGUCGAGGCAGAGCAGUUGUUAGGAUUUAAGACAGUGAGGUCAAGGAUUAAUGAGCAGUAAGGUUAUUUUUUUUUCAGGGUGGUGGUAUGAGAGUUGCAGACUUAAAGCGUGUGUUCAAGAUGUCCAUUCUGAAGAUCCACGCCCGUGAAAUCUUUGAUUCUCGUGGGAAUCCCACUGUUGAGGUAGACCUCUACACCAACAAGGGUCUGUUCAGAGCUGCUGUUCCCAGCGGUGCCUCAACUGGAAUCUAUGAAGCUCUAGAGCUUCGUGACAAUGACAAGACACGCUACUUGGGAAAAGGUGUCUCAAAAGCUGUUGAGCACGUCAAUAAAACAAUUGCACCUGCACUGAUUAGCAAGAAUGUCAACGUGGUGGAGCAAGAAAAGAUAGACAAACUGAUGCUGGAAAUGGAUGGAACGGAGAACAAAUCUAAAUUUGGUGCCAAUGCCAUCUUGGGUGUAUCUCUGGCUGUUUGCAAAGCUGGUGCUGCUGAGAAGGGUGUCCCCCUGUACCGCCACAUUGCUGACCUUGCUGGAAACCCUGAAGUCAUUCUGCCUGUUCCUGCUUUCAAUGUCAUCAACGGUGGCUCCCAUGCUGGCAACAAGCUGGCUAUGCAGGAGUUCAUGAUCCUCCCUGUGGGUGCUGACAACUUCAAGGAGGCAAUGCGCAUUGGUGCAGAGGUCUAUCACAAUCUGAAGAAUGUUAUCAAGGAGAAGUAUGGCAAGGAUGCAACCAACGUGGGUGAUGAGGGUGGCUUUGCCCCCAAUAUCCUUGAAAAUAAAGAAGCUCUGGAGUUGCUGAAGACUGCUAUUGGCAAGGCUGGCUACUCUGACAAGGUUGUCAUUGGCAUGGAUGUGGCUGCCUCAGAGUUCUACCGUGAUGGAAAGUAUGACCUGGACUUCAAAUCCCCUGAUGAUCCCAGCAGAUACAUUUCUCCUGACCAGCUGGCUGACCUGUACAAGGGCUUUGUGAAGAACUACCCAGUGGUGUCCAUUGAAGACCCUUUUGACCAGGAUGACUGGGCUGCCUGGAAGAAGUUCACUGCCAGUGUUGGCAUCCAAGUGGUUGGUGAUGAUCUGACUGUGACCAACCCAAAGCGUAUUGCCAAGGCUGUGGAGGAGAAAUCUUGCAACUGCCUGCUCCUUAAGGUCAACCAGAUUGGCUCUGUGACAGAGUCUCUGCAAGCUUGCAAGCUUGCCCAGUCCAAUGGCUGGGGUGUGAUGGUGAGUCACCGCUCUGGGGAAACAGAAGAUACCUUCAUUGCUGAUCUGGUGGUUGGUCUCUGCACUGGUCAGAUCAAAACUGGUGCCCCUUGCCGAUCUGAGCGCCUAGCCAAAUACAACCAGCUGUUGAGAAUUGAAGAGGAGCUUGGCAGCAAGGCCCAUUUUGCUGGAAGGAACUUCAGGAACCCUCGUAUCAACUAAGCUGUUUGGAUCGUACAACCCUGUUCUGGUUUAAAGCACUAGUCACCUGUUUAGAUCAGUUUCCUGUAUUAGAAAGAUAAGGGCAGCUGAAGGAAAAAGUAAAGUUUGCAGGUCCUCUCCCUUCCCCCUAGAUGACUCCUUUACGUAGUGUUCUCACCAGCUCUGAUUUGUUACUUGUAAUGCUCUGCUGCUUUUCUAGAACAGUCUCAGUGGGGUUUUGUGUGGUAAACAUCUUCUGGAACCAUGACCUUUUAAUACUGGGCGUAAACACUUCUCUGCCUGUCUGUUCUUCAGUGUUUGGAGCUGUGACUUGCAAUGCAGUAAGAGGUACCUGCAAACAGAAAUAGUAGUGUUUUUACAUGUGACAAAUAAAAGCAUCCAACAACCCAA